CACUUCCGGCCGGUUCAUCCCCAUGAGUGGCCAGAGCCCGGUGCAGAUUUUACACGAAACAGCCCCUCAUCAAGCAUUACUUUCAUUUCUCUAUUCUUCUUCGUGGAGGAGGAAGCGAAGCAAGAGCAACGACAGCGAGUCGUUUUAUUUUUCUUUAUUCGUUCCUCUUUUUUUCUUAGAGGCACACUUCUUGCCUCCACAGCUUAUACAUUGCUUUACGAAUCAAAUCCAGUAAGAGGCGCUGGUUAGCCGCCGUGCUGAAAUCAAACCUCCCCUCCGUUUAUUCCAUUUUCCCUCUCGGUAUUAGCUAGCUAACUUACCCAGGCGACGGUAACUCUCUCCCUCCAUCCGCACGCCGACAUGCCGGAGUACCUGGACGACCCGUCUGUGCUCACCAAGGACAAGCUGAAGAGCGAGCUGCUGGCUCACAACGUAGAGCUCCCGAGCGGCAACCCGACCAAGGACGUGUACGUUCAGCUUUAUCUGAAGAACCUGACCGCUCAGAACAAGAAGCAUGUCACGGCCACCACUUUGGACGCUUUCUCCAGCGACGAGGAGCUGCCGCCGCCCGUGGUCUCCAACAGAAGUCGCUCAUCCGGCAGAAAAGCCACCAGGAAAACGGACAAGGUUCGGCCAGACGAGCUGGAUGUGACCAUGCUUACCGACGAGGGCCUGAGGGACGAGCUGCUCAAGCACGGCGUGGACGUGGGGCCGGUUGUGGCGUCCACCCGUAAGCUGUAUGAGAAGAAACUACAGAAGCUGCUGGACGACGGUCCUGCGCAGCCACCGCUGCCACAGCUGGUUCUCACUGAGAUCGAAGUCAACCACAAUGGCAACUCUGAAUCAGACCUCUACAGUGACAAGGAGGAUGAAGUGACAGCAGCACCAGAACCAGAGCCUGUACCAGAGCCCGAACCAGCUCCAGUGGUGGAGAGACCAGUGAGGAGCCGAGGGAAGACCCCCGUCACCACCCGCACCCGCAGCAGCCAGCACCACACGAGAGAGCAGUUGAUGGAUGAGGAAGAUGAUGAUGAUGAUGAAGAGCCUGUCUUGCAAGUAAAGCGCAGAUCCAGGAGACUAUCCAAUAGAACGUCUCUGUCCCAGCAGAUAGUGCCUGAGGACCUCAGGCCUGAAUUGACAGAUCCUAUCCAGUUAAAGUCUAACAGGAACAUUCACCAUAAGUCUGACAGUCCAGCUCAGGCUGAGCGUCACUCCACCUCGUCCAGGCGUGUUCAGGUCCACAGGGAAGAACUUGGACUGAAUCUUUCCAAACACAGUAAGAACUCAUCCCAUAAGCCAGACGCUGUGCUCAACACUGCUCUGCUACAGUCAAAGAGAGUGCCUGAAGAACAGAGUCAACUACCAGCUGCCAAGCCUUCAUUCCCUCUGGUCCCCCUCACCAGAGUCGACCCAGUCACCUUUAGCCCCAUGUGUAACAUCUCACCCAUUAAGAGUCAGGAGUCCUACUGGAGUGUAUCAGACCAGACUGCAUCUAAGCCCAGCGGUGUCUCAGCAGCCGGGGAGGAGCGUGCCCCCUCAGGCACCCUGCUGCAUAAGAGGAGGCAGCCGAAAAUCAGCAGCUUCCUGUCCGCGCGCGGCCCUGUGAAGACGCACAGCUACACACCCACGCUGUCAGGGGAUGUGUUAGAGAGACAGGUGGAGAAGAUCACAGCCAGCGACCAAAACCCAAAAGUGGAGGAGAAUGAUGUUCUGAAGGAGCUGUUCCCCAAUGACAUGAACAGUCCAACAGGAAUCAGCGCCACCUGUCGACGACCCAUCCGAGGAGCCGCCGGCCGCCCGUUGAAGUCCAGUGACCUGUGGAACAACGAAAACUGCCUCUUCUCUCCAAAAACCACCACCAAGACCAGCAUCUCCUCUUCCUCUUACACAGAGAGCCGCACUGUCAACAGAGUCACCAGCCUGCCCCCCUCCACCCCCUCCACCGCCUUCACCUCCUCUACCUCCACCUCCUCUUUCACCACUUCCUCCAGGCUCCUGUCCGCAGCUCCCCCCGCAGGUCAGACCAAAGCUUCGCGUCGCAGCAUGUCUCUGUGGAUUAAGCUGUUCCUGCUGGCCAUUGUAGCUGUGUUCCUGUUCUUGGUUUACCAAACCAUGGAGACCAACUCCAUCAACCCAUUUGGCACAGGCACAGAAGUGACCAGUGGCAGCACAGCAUAGAGAGAGUGAGCAGAAAGAGAAGCUUUUCUUCUUCUAUUUUUUCUUUUUUUUUUUUUUUUUUUUUUUUUUAGUGUGAAUCUGCAUUGUAGCCAUUUUGUUCACGGGUGCUGUGAAUUUACCUCUGACAUCAUCGCCCGUUUGUCCUCAGUUUUACUUCCCCUUUUUUUUUUUUUUCCUUCAUUUAUGAAUCGGUUUCCACUGAAUCCCUAAAGAGAAGCGAUGUAGCCGUUUCAGUGACACUUCCAGGAUCUCCAUGACACAUGUGAAAGGACAGUACCGCAUCUGCUGUUGUUGUUUCGGUUCACCCUUGACCCUUGACCUCACUGUCUGUGAGGUUAAACAAAGCAAGCCACUAAUCAACGUUGAGAAACACAAACACAGUAGCUUUGAUGGUGAUAUGUGGACUCUUUGUUGCCAUGUUUUGUUCAUUUCAGACAUGCAUGGUGUGUGUGUGUGUGUGUGUGUGCGUGUGUGUGUGUUUGUACUGAAUGUGUGUGGUUGAGAUAUUUUUUCACACUUUGCCUUAGUUUCUGUCUCUGUUAGUCAUGAACAGCCUUGAAGAUGGAAUUUGAACCUAUAAUUUUGUUUUGUACUUUACUUGACCAUCUUUGUUGAUGAGACAGAGAGGCUCCUUGUUACAAUCAAAAUGCUUCUAAAUCUUCUUAAAGCCCACACCAAUAUUUUCUUAAUGUUCUCUUAUAAUAAAUUUGAAUGUUCCAGUGUAUUCUACUUAAUCAUGUAUUCACUGUCUCAAAUAUUAAAUAUCCAUUCAAUAAACUAUUAUGUUGUUA
Molecule: messenger RNA, 2969 nt
Organism: Lates calcarifer (barramundi perch)
Lineage: Eukaryota; Metazoa; Chordata; Actinopteri; Centropomidae
Product: lamina-associated polypeptide 2, isoforms beta/delta/epsilon/gamma-like
Molecular function (GO): DNA binding
Source: RefSeq, a predicted model, not a curated record